Molecule: messenger RNA, 1152 nt
Organism: Chanos chanos (milkfish)
Lineage: Eukaryota; Metazoa; Chordata; Actinopteri; Gonorynchiformes; Chanidae
Product: major histocompatibility complex class I-related gene protein-like
Exons: 7
Coding region: 1-1152 (383 amino acids)
Biological process (GO): immune response
Cellular component (GO): external side of plasma membrane
Source: RefSeq, a predicted model, not a curated record
AUGGUCCUAGAUGGCAGCCUCUCUUCUCCCUCCGACUGCGCACCGGCUGACACCUGCAGUGACGAACAGCUUUGCCCAACGCUUGCCAUUCUGUUUCCAGAGGAACGUAUGAACUCCUUAUACUGCUGGUACUCUCACUCUUUGUUUUCAUUUGCAACCUACAUCAUAGGAGAGACACAGUUCCCUGAAUUCAGUGUUGUGGUGAUGUUGGAUGAUGUGCAAGUGUCAUAUUAUGAUUCUGUUGAGAGAAGAUAUUUUCGCCGUCUGCUCAACCAUUCAGAUGACUAUAAUGAAGAGAUGUAUGAUGCAAACAUUGUAUUUGGGGACAUGUAUAACAGCAUGAAUGAUCGUGCUUCUUACCUGAGGAAUCAGCUUAACUAUACUAGUGGAGUCCAUGUUUAUCAGAGACUUGUGGGGUGUGAGUUGUUGGAUAAUGACAAACCAGGACUAAUGAACUCCUGGGAUGCGUUCAAUGGCUUAAAUAAGGAGGAGCUCAGAUUCCGUACACAACAGAACAGAUUCCAGUCUCCAGUGGAAUGGUUAGGAUGGGACUACCUUACCCAUGUUCAGGUGCAAUGGCUUUUUGCAAACAUUUAUCAUCCUAUCUGCAUAAAAACAUUAAGGAGGUAUCUUCGAGAGGAGAAAAACAGUGUAAGAAGGAAAGUGAAACCCAGAGUCCGACUCCUUAAAAAGAUUCUAACAGACUCUGGAGGGAUUCUGGUGACAUGUCUGGCCACUGGUUUUUAUCCUCGUCACAUCAACCUGACUCUCUUCAGAGAUGGUCAGUCUGUGUCUGAAGACCAAAUCACUGGAGGGAUACUGUUACCUAACGGAGACGGAACGUACCAGAUGAGGAAGAAUCUAGAAAUCAGUGAAGAGGAACUGAGAGUGAAAUAUAACUACACCUGCAUGGUGACUCAUUUAAGCCUGGACAACAAGCUGAACAUCAGUUUUGAUUAUGACCCAGGUAUACCCAUUGUACCUAUGGUGUCCUCUGUGGUAGUGGUGUGUGUGUUAAUGAUGGUAUCUAUGGCUGGCUAUAUCAUAUGGAGGAGAAAACGUGCAGGUUUCAAACUGGUGCCAAAGGGUGGAUAUACUGUGGGUCAAAGUACAGAAGAUAACGACUCUACCACAGAUUCCUUAUCUUCAUAA